This is a messenger RNA of Emericellopsis atlantica, 1692 nucleotides long. Its product is annotated as acyl-CoA N-acyltransferase. Gene Ontology annotation, biological process: regulation of DNA-templated transcription. Gene Ontology annotation, molecular function: histone acetyltransferase activity. Bases 67 to 1587 code for a protein of 506 amino acids. The record is from RefSeq and is a predicted model, not a curated record. The transcript has a single exon. NCBI's taxonomy places the organism in Eukaryota, Fungi, Ascomycota, Sordariomycetes, Hypocreales, Bionectriaceae.
GUUCUUCCAACACGCCUAGCGAUUCAGCAACAUCCAUCAACGAAACCAGCGCCAUCGAUAAUCACCAUGGCUGGUGGAGGAAUCCCCGGCGACGCCUCUUCAGGCACCGAUACUCCCCGCGAGAAAAGCCGCGCGACCGCCGACACUCUGAAGACCGGGUGCAUUGCCUGGGUCGAGAAAGAUGGGAAGCCGCGGCGCGCGGAAAUCCUCAGCAUCAAAACCACAAAGUCCGGAAAGCAGUUUUACUGUAAUUUUGAUAGUUACAAUAAGCGAUUGGAUGAAUGGGUUCCCGCAGCUCGAAUCGACUUUGAACAGGAUGUCGAGUGGCCUCGCCCUGAGCCGGAGAAGACAAAGGAUAGCAAGAAAAAGACAAACGACAAGAAGGUCCCGCAGCCUUCUAAGAAAAGAAAGGCGCCUGUGUCAAAGCGAGAGCAAAGUGUUUCCAAAAGGGAGCAGUCUGUCUCCGAAGCUGCGACGCCGCAUCCGUGGACCGAAUUUGUAGAAUCGCAGGAUGGGCGCAAGUCAGCAUCUCUCGGACCUGACGGCGAAGCUACCGGCCGAGACAGCAUCGAGCCCAGCCAGACCCCCGGCGUUGUCGACGAUACCGAAGCCGAGGAUAAGGAUGUUGAAGGGGCCAACGGCCACACCGACGAGUUCAACCGCAAGGAGGAGAUUGAAAAGCUUCGGACGUCUGGGUCGAUGACGCAGAACCCGACAGAGGUUUCACGAAUUCGAAAUAUUUCCAAAGUUCAAUUCGGACGACAUGAUUUGUUCCCAUGGUAUUUCUCGCCAUACCCAGAAGCCUUCACGGAAGAGGAUUGCGUUUUCAUCUGCGAGAUGUGCUUGGGUUACUACGGCGAUCAGAUGGAGUUUGUCCGUCACAGGAGGAAGUGCCAGUUGUUUCAUCCUCCCGGCAAUGAGAUCUACCGAGACGACUAUGUCUCAUUCUACGAAAUCGACGGCAGGCGACAACGGACUUGGUGUCGCAAUCUGUGCCUGCUCUCCAAGAUGUUCCUCGAUCACAAGACCCUAUACUACGAUGUCGACCCCUUUCUCUUCUAUGUCAUGACUACCAGGACAGAUAAGGGAGACCACGUUGUCGGGUACUUUUCCAAAGAAAAGGAGAGCGCGGAUGGCUACAAUGUUGCGUGUAUCCUGACUUUACCACAAUAUCAGCGCAAAGGGUUCGGUCGAUUAUUGAUACAGUUUUCGUACGAGCUGUCUCGAAUAGAGGGUAAGCUCGGCUCGCCAGAAAAACCUCUAUCAGAUCUGGGUCUUCUCAGUUACCGUCAAUACUGGUCAGAGAACAUCAUCGACACUCUGCUCGACUAUAACGAACGGGGAGAGAAAAUCACCAUCGAGACUAUUUCAACAGCUCUCGCAAUGACUACGCAAGACGUGGAGCACACAUUACAAGUCCUCCGCAUGCAGGUUUACCACCGCGGCGAGCACAAGAUUGUCCUGCCGGAGAAAUUGGUUAAGCAACGGGAGGUACAACGGCAGAAAGUAAGGAGAACUAUAGAUCCGGAGAAGAUCCAGUGGAAACCACCUGUGUUCGCAGCGUCAGCGCGCACAUGGGCUUGGUAAGAGGAGGUGCGGGAAAGUCUGAACUAUGCAGCGUCAAUGAUACCCUUGGAAUUCUGGUCGCCACAGACACGUCUAACGUGUCAUGGUCAUGAUUCCCGUCCGACG